Homalodisca vitripennis (glassy-winged sharpshooter) is the source of this 2821-nucleotide messenger RNA. RefSeq names its product ATP-dependent RNA helicase DHX33 (gene ath). Gene Ontology annotation, molecular function: RNA binding; ATP binding. Lineage: Eukaryota; Metazoa; Arthropoda; Insecta; Hemiptera; Cicadellidae. The transcript is spliced from 13 exons. Gene Ontology annotation, biological process: positive regulation of transcription by RNA polymerase I. The coding region runs from base 141 to 2192 and encodes 683 amino acids. The record is from RefSeq and is a predicted model, not a curated record. Gene Ontology annotation, cellular component: nucleolus; intracellular anatomical structure.
UCUGUGCCAGAGCGUGCAGUUAAUAGUGGUUAGUUUAGUUAGGUUAUGUUGUGAAAUGUCAAUGUAUUUUUUAUAAUUACUUUUAUUAAUUUAUUAGUUCAUUGGAUUUGCAUUUAGGUAGUAGCAAACUAAUAAUUGACAUGGAUCCAUACACUGGAAUUAAAAGACCUUACUUUGCUAUUUCGCCAUUAAAGAGGCCUCCUACGAAAAUAAACUUUAUGAUUGAUGCCAAAAAGCCACAUUUGGAAUCCUCAAAUUCAAACCCGCCAAAGCUUAGUAUUUUGGAAAGAAGACAAAUGCUCCCAGUGUAUAAAGUUAAACGAAAAUUACUAGAAGAAAUCGACAAACAUACCACAGUAAUAUUGAUUGGAGAGACAGGAAGUGGUAAAACAACACAAAUUCCUCAGUUUAUUCACGAUGUAGGACUCGAGGGAGAUAAACUCAUUGGAAUAACUCAGCCAAGAAGGGUAGCAGCAUUAACAAUUGCUCAGAGGGUAGCUGCUGAGACCAAUACUAAAUUAGGUACACUCGUUGGAUAUAGAGUCCGGUUUGAGGAUACCACAUCUCGUGAAACCAAGAUAAAGUUCCUCACAGAUGGCAUGCUGCUACGAGAAGCACUGAAGGAUGAAAACCUGACUGCGUACAAUGUGAUCGUCUUGGACGAAGCUCAUGAGCGAACCGUGCAGACAGAUGUACUGUUUGGGAUCGUAAAAAAAGCCCAACAAAAACGAACAGCUAUCGGCUUUCGCUCUUUGAAAGUUAUUGUAAUGUCCGCUACGAUGGAUGUGGACCACUUCAGCCAGUAUUGGAACAACGCUGUGGUGUUGUACUUGGAGGGCCGUACAUUUCCUGUGACCAUCCAUAACGCCCAGGAGCCUCAGGAGGACUACGCCUUCAGCUGUCUUGUCACAAUCUUUCAGAUCAACAAAACAGCUCCUAUCAGUGAAGACAUCCUAGUUUUCCUUACAGGACAGGAAGAAAUAGAAGCAUUAGCUUUGAGCAUCCGCACUAUUAUGAAGGACCCGUUGUUCAGUGGGCCGUUCAUGCGUGUACAGCCCCUGUACGCGUCACUGUCCACGGUCAAGCAGCUGGAUGUGUUCCGGUCCUUUAAUGACGCACGUAAAGUUAUACUGAGCACUAACAUCGCCGAGACGUCAGUCACAAUUACCGGUGUACGUUACGUCAUCGACAGUGGCAUGGUCAAGACAAGGUCUCAUGUGGCAGGCACAGGCAUGGACGUGCUUCGGGUACAGCGUAUCUCUCAAGCACAAGCGUGGCAGCGUGCUGGGCGUGCAGGAAGGGAGGCGGAGGGCGCAUGUUACCGGGUCUACACAGAAAAGGAAUAUGAGAAGAUGUUGAAGAACACAGUGCCAGAGAUCCAGCGGUGCAACCUGUCUUCAGUGGUCCUGCAUUUGACAGCCAUCAACAUCAACCCUUUGACCUUUGACUUUCUGGAUCGGCCGCCCACGGAGCUGAUGAAGGAAGCCAUGCACCACCUGGGUCAGCUGGGAGCUGUGGAGGACGAUCGACUGACACAGCUGGGGCGGCAUAUGGCACUGUUUCCUCUGGACCCUGCGUUCAGUAAGAUACUUCUCUCCGCCGCCAACUUCAAGUGCCUAGAUGAGAUGUUGAGUCUGAUAGCUGUGAUGUCCUCGGAAUGCGUGUUUGUCAGCGCUCCAAACAAACGGGAGGAAGCAAAGGUCAUAUGGGAAAAAUUCUAUUCUCCUUGCGGUGACCAUAUCACACUUCUCAACAUCUUCCGCAAUUACAGAAACGUCAAGGAGAAAAACAGAAAGAAAUGGUGUUUUGAGAACUUCAUGUCCGCUCGAAACCUGGAGUACGCAGAAGAGGUGCGGAGUCAGCUGAAAGGUGUGUGCGACCGUGUGGGACUGACUCCGUCGUCCUGUGACCAAAAACUUGACAUUGUGCGCAAGUGUCUCAUAACGGGCUUGUUUUCCAACAUCGCAGAGGUGCAGCGAGAGAAACACUACCUGACGGUUGCUACAAAACAGCAAGUCCACAUACACCCGUCAUCGACGUUGUGGGGAUCUCUACCGGACUGUGUAUUGUACACCGAGCUGGUGCAGACCGGGAAGUGUUACAUGCGCAAUGUGUCACGGAUCGAACCGGAGUGGCUACAAGAGGUGCUGCCAUCGUACGCUAAGCUGCACCCACUUCGCGUUCUCGAAUAGUGCCAACACGUUUGUUCUUGUAUCAUAUUGUACAGUCGUAGGGUAAAACGCAUUGUUUUGUAUUGGAUAUGGUUUUACAUUUGCUAUCGCAGGUUUGUAAAAUAUUACUCCAAGUCAGUGUUUAUCACUAUUUUAGACACUGAUAAUUGAAAUCAGUGUUUUCAAGCGUUUUGUGAUAGGAAUACGUAUUUUUGGAUUUAAAUGCUUGUUUUCCAAGUUGUAAUAUUUUAUAUACGCCUUAGGCGUACUCAAAAAAUGAUUGAACAGCAUAUUUAGCUAUUGGUAAAAACAGCAAACUUUGUAAGCAAUUGAUUAUUACUACUUCACUUCUGUUUACGAAACAAGAAAAACAUGAAAUCAUGUACACUCGGUUCGUGAAAUGUGUUUACUAUUUUUUAUACCAAAACUUGUUUUAUUAUUUAAAACUUUUAGGACAAUUUUAGAUUAAGUAUACAACAAAUUUUAAAGUGUUCCAUUUCAACUCAUGUUCUAUUUUUUCCUCAGACUAUACUUUUAGUCGAUUAAUACAUAUUCUUAAAUAUACAGACAAUAAAUUUUCAAAAUGUAUGAGAUCCAAAUAAUACAUUGAGUUAUGUACUUCUUCUUUUGCAAAGAUAUUACUUUUAUGU